Opisthorchis viverrini is the source of this 3217-nucleotide messenger RNA. RefSeq lists its product as hypothetical. Gene Ontology annotation, biological process: transmembrane transport. NCBI's taxonomy places the organism in Eukaryota, Metazoa, Platyhelminthes, Trematoda, Opisthorchiida, Opisthorchiidae. Gene Ontology annotation, molecular function: ATP binding; ATP hydrolysis activity; ABC-type transporter activity. The annotation marks the transcript as partial. Gene Ontology annotation, cellular component: membrane. The transcript is spliced from 17 exons. The record is from RefSeq and is a predicted model, not a curated record.
AGAAGUCAGAGAAUUCAGUAUCAGCAAGCAGAGCUGCUCACAACUACAGGAAGUUUCGCUUAAGCUGAAGCCGACACUUAGUGGAAUCAACCUUAAAUUCGUUGGUCCCCAACUGAUUGCCAUUGUAGGACCAGUGGGCUGCGGUAAAUCUUCUCUGUUGCAAGUCAUACUCGGUGAACUUCCAUACUUCGAAGGCGAUGUUGUUCGUUCGAACCGUAUGGCCUAUAUGCCCCAGGUUGCAUGGAUCACUCCAGGAACACUGAGACAAAAUGUGCUGAUUUCCGAGCCGUUUGACCACGAACGUUACUGGAAAGUCCUGCGUGCGACAACGUUGAAUGUGGAUAUCGAAAACCUUACUCAAGGUGACAAAACUCAGGUGGGCGAACGGGGUGCCAGCCUGAGUGGUGGACAGAAGGCGCGUAUCAGUUUAGCAAGAGUGGCCUAUUCUCAGGCAAAAUUUCUUCUCUUGGACGAUCCGCUAGCAGCGGUGGAUGCUCGGGUUGCCAACCACUUGUUCUAUCAAUGCAUCUGUGGUUUUCUCAGUGAUCGAUUACGAUUGUUGGUCACGAAUCAACUUCAUUUCCUUCCACACGUCGACAAAAUUAUUAUCUUGGAGGAGGGAAGGGUGGCUGAAUUUGGUACUUAUGAGGAGUUAAUCUCCAAGGGGAUUGAAUUUCACAACCUCGGUUGCAGUCAGCCGGACGUUUUGACAGAUGUCAAAGAGGACGACAUCAAGAUAUCCUCGGAAAUCAGUCAGGCUGUGUCAUUACCAAACGGACAAUAUUGGUUUCCAUCCGCGGAAAAGCCUGCUUCGGAUAUGGCUCUUUCCGUCCCUUUGGCACCAGAAGGUGAGCGAAGGCGCUUUUCUUCGAAGAACCGUCCGUCGUUUGCGAAUGAAGACCUCCAGCGAGCGACUAGAACAGAACAGGAAACUACUGAUAAUCUGUUGUCUUCACAAACGAGCUUGCGUAUCCCACGUACAAAGGCGUCCCCUACCGGAGAACUCGAAAUUCAAAGCGUGCUCAGUUUAUCCGACGUGACUGAUACCAAACGAAAAUGGAAUCCUUCUCCCAUGCCCUAUAAGACCACCUCGAGGUUGAGCAUUGCUUCACGUAGUUCACUCACAUCCCGGUUGGCCUUCAGUAUGGAAAAUGCAGUAGCCCCGGGUAUCAUAGACCACGUGCCCGCUGAAUUCGAUGAAGAAAAUUGGGACAUCAUAAAAGGCCUUGAAGACGAGGUUGAAGAAACCGAACAGGUGGAGGUGUGGCAAAGUGGCACCAUCAGCUGGCGAUAUUAUAUUAUUCUUGGACGUAUUGGUGGCGGCCUGUGUGGAGUAUUCACGACAAUAAUUCUUUUUGUCAUUACAAUCACAAACUAUGCGGGAUGCGAUUUCUGGUUGACAAAAUGGUCUGCACUCGUGGACUUUCGACAUGACAUGAACAUCACCGCAAACGUAUCGGAACAGCUUGUGUGGAGUAUGGACGACAACCGGUUCAAUUUGACUAUAUUUGGUCUCCUAACGUUGGCUCUGAUAAUUGUCAGUACAGCACGCUCUCUAGUGUUUUUUGGUGUAUUACUUAAUUCCUCAAAACGAUUACAUGAUAGAAUGUUGCGCGCUUGUUUGCAAACGCGUCUACUGUUCUUCGAGAGCAACACUUCAGGUCGUAUACUUAACCGGUUUUCCAAAGACAUCGGUCAGGUUGAUGAUUAUUUGCCUGUAACAAUACAUGAUUUUCUUCAGUGUUUCUUCCUGGUGAUCAGCUCGGGUGUGGUGACGAUUAUUUCGAGCUACUGGCUGAUAAUUCCCACUGCUCCACUCCUAGUUUUGUUCUACCUCACACGAAAAUACUACUUGCGCGCUUCCAGGGAUCUGAAACGAAUGGAAUCUGUGGCAAGGAGUCCCGUUUUUUCUUGGGUGAAUAUCACUCUUCAAGGCCUGCCGUGCAUUCGAGCAGCUAGGUGCGAAGAAUACCAAAUACGUACUUACAACGACUUGGUCGAUGAACACACAAGCAUCUUCUUCAUGAAUAUUGCAGCUGCACGUUGGUUAUCCGUUCGGUUGGAUUUGCUGUGUGCUAUGUUCAUUGCAUGUACAGUCGCUGUUUGUCUCUUGUUGGGCAUAUUCUCCAAUAUUCCUGCUGCAGACGUGGGACUGAUGAUCACUUACGCCGUCAGUCUUGUCGGCUUGUUCCAGUGGUGCAUCAGACAGAGUGCGGAAGUAGAAAAUCAGAUGGUAUCGGUUGAGCGGGCCGUAGAAUACAUGGACCUGGAGCCGGAAAUCACGCAACCGCCGAUAACCGAACUGCCAGAUGACUGGCCCAAAUUUGGCCGAAUUGUGUUUGACAAUCUGUGGCUCCGUUAUCAUGAAUCAGCAUCUUGGGCUCUUAAGGGCAUCAGCUUGGAUAUCGUCGCUGGUCUUAAGGUCGGUGUUGUUGGCCGUACCGGAGCCGGAAAAAGUUCGCUUAUUUCUGCAUUAUUUCGGCUGGUGGAAACACAAGAAGGGAAGCUUAUGGUUGAUGGAAUCGACGUUGCUCACGUUGAGCUCAAGGAACUCCGAAGGAGAAUCUCCAUCAUUCCGCAGGAUCCUAUUAUGUUCUCCGGAACAAUCCGCUCAAAUCUGGACCCUGAUCAUCGUUUAGAGGACUCGGCUAUAUGGGACGCACUUUCCUCAGUGCAGUUGAAUCGAACUGUUUCAGGAUUACCCGGUGAACUGGAUUUCUGCGUUUCCGAAGGUGGCACCAAUUUCAGUACCGGGCAAAGGCAACUGCUCGCCUUGGCCAGGGCCAUCCUUGGUGGGAAUAGAAUAAUUGUUGUGGACGAGGCGACUGCCAAUGUGGAUCCCUACACUGACUCAAUUAUUCAGAAAACGUUGCGCUCCCAGUUUGCCUCCUGCACCGUGAUAACUGUCGCGCAUCGGUUACAUACGGUGAUCGAUAACGAUCUUAUGGUUGUUAUGGAAGAUGGCCGAAUCGUGGAGGUUGGUGUUCCUCAUGAAUUGCUCAACCCGGAACUAUCCAGCCAAGACAAAGAAGCCCUAGGUAGCGGCACGCAACCGAUGGUGGUCACAAAGUUAGAUGCUCAGAAGCCGGUUUCUGGUCAAGGACCACUUGCUGACUUGGUUAAGCAUACGAGUUUGGAAGAAUCCGUCCUACUGGCACGACUCGCUCGUGAUGCCUACUGCAAGACGCUGACUCGCUUCGUGCUUUCAAAGUUGUGA